Helianthus annuus (common sunflower) is the source of this 584-nucleotide messenger RNA. RefSeq names its product basic peroxidase-like. The record is from RefSeq and is a predicted model, not a curated record. Gene Ontology annotation, molecular function: peroxidase activity; heme binding. Lineage: Eukaryota; Viridiplantae; Streptophyta; Magnoliopsida; Asterales; Asteraceae. Gene Ontology annotation, biological process: response to oxidative stress. The transcript has 2 exons. The coding region runs from base 39 to 458 and encodes 139 amino acids.
UUUGAGAACUUAAAGGUGAGUAGAAUUGCUAGUUAAACAUGUGCGAUAACUAUUUUCUUGCAGGGUCUCACACAAUCGGGCAGGCGAGAUGUGUUACAUUUAGAGGCAGGAUAUACAACAGUUCUUUAAAUAUAGAUGCUGCUUUCAAUAGUUCCCUUAGUGAACGCUGCCCACAGACUGCACCUAAUGGCGAUAGUAACCUACAACCACUUGAUUUAAUGACACCAAAUAGAUUCGACAACAACUACUUCAGGAAUCUAGUUAGUAGUAGGGGUCUUCUUAUAUCAGACCAGGUGCUCUUUAAUGGAGACUCAACUGAUAGCAUCGUGACCGAGUACGUUAACAAUCCUUCUACGUUUGAUUCGGAUUUUGCUGCAGCCAUGAUUAAGAUGGGUGAAAUUGAUGUCCUUACUGGUGAUAAUGGAAUUAUAAGGACUCGUUGCACUGCUGCAAGUUAAGAAAAAGGAGAUGUAAAUUUAAUAUAAAUAUAUAACGUGUCAUUGUUGGCUUGUUGCAUGUUAUGCAGUCACAAACAAGUAUUCUGCAUGCUUUGUUGAUCACGUACAAUAAAUAAAAGUCUCCUU